CCCGCACCACUUCACCCAUUUCCAAACCACAACAACCUCUCGCCGUACUAGACUAGUUCUCUCGUCAACACCAUGGCCGGUCAGAUGCCGCCACCGAAACUCGACUUCGCCCUCCCCUCCCCUUUGGACUACAUCUGCAGCAUCUCGCUUUUCUGCAAGGCGCAUACCCAUAUAAUCUGCAUACAAAGACCACGCCACAGCGCAAAGCAUACCACCAAACAAGCAAUGACUUGCGUCUGCCCGCCCUGACUCGAUCCCCCUUAGGCUUUUCUGCGUCUACAGCCCGCAACUGCCGCGUGGGGUCAACGGGGCUGAUCUUUGAGCCCCAAAGAUGCGAUGCAACUCGACAUGUCUCCGUUGCUUGCUCACCGCUAUACUCUGGCGACGCUGUUGUCGCAGUAUUUCCCUCACUUGCAGAUUGCGGCAUUGCUUGCAUGGGCAAGCCGCAAAUGCAUGGGAGAAGGCAACAAGUGCAACGUCUCCCAGGCUGCCUUGCCUGUGUGAGGUGACGAACGAUACUCGAGGGAUGGCUGUCUUGACAGCCACGCAGACGACCGAAAAGAGGCAACGGCGAUGCUCUCCCCCGUUUUUCUCCCGCUCAGACAAGGAGCAUCCCAUUCCCAUUGCUUCGCCAAACAGCCCUGCCGAAAGACAUGGCCUUAGCGGGCCUGUUGUUGAUGGUGUACACUACAUACUACUAACUGGCUUGACUUGCCGACCUGUAGGCUGUUCAACGCGCUCCUUCGGUGAACAACGAGACCACUUCGCCUUGAACACUACUUGCUCUGGGGGGGCUUGCUCUCGUCUGCUGUGGUCCCCAUCAGACAACGUUGACACUUGGGCAGGGGCGGUCCCAUGCCCCGGUUCUGACAACCCCAAGCCACCAAACAGCGCCGUUGGGUUCACGCCCGACCUGUGUCGGGCGCAUCCGUCCAGAGGGCAUUUGCUAUUCAUUUCAGGUUGUUCCGCUUUAUUGACCCACGAGUGACCUGUUCCAGCCUCUGAAAACCGUCAAUUCGGUGAGUGAAGGAAAACUCUGAGAUGCUUAUUCUCGCAUCUCGAUCUCGCAACGUUUCAUCCAGAUCGGCCGACGAUGGCGGGCCUUGGUGUGCUACGUGCGCAG
This is a messenger RNA of Colletotrichum phormii, 1123 nucleotides long. RefSeq lists its product as uncharacterized. The transcript has a single exon. Bases 332 to 988 code for a protein of 218 amino acids. The record is from RefSeq and is a predicted model, not a curated record. Lineage: Eukaryota; Fungi; Ascomycota; Sordariomycetes; Glomerellales; Glomerellaceae.